Molecule: messenger RNA, 2181 nt
Organism: Trypanosoma grayi
Lineage: Eukaryota; Euglenozoa; Kinetoplastea; Trypanosomatida; Trypanosomatidae
Exons: 1
Coding region: 1-2181 (726 amino acids)
Source: RefSeq, a predicted model, not a curated record
AUGCCCGCCAGCGAGCCGCAGUUCGCCACUGUCUCGCUCCUUCUCGGUGAAGAGGUGGAGGGGACGUUCCGCGUGCCGAUCACAGAUGAGACGACAGUGCGGCGCCUGGCAAAGGAUGCGAUGAUCCGGCUUCUCACCCGACGCGGCGAUGGGCGUCCUCCUCUCACGCGGGAGACAAUCUCCAUCUCAGAGGUGUUUGUGAACAACGAUUCGCAGAAGGCAGAGAUAUUUGCGCAAGACCUCGUCACGCAAGUCGUAUUGGUUAAGGAGGAAGUGCUGUACAUGCGGUUGCGAGUGAAAGAUGUAGCACCGGCAAAAACGGAGGAAGCCGGUGAGGUUUCUCGAGCAGCUUCCACAAAUGUCAUUCCAGCUACUGCUGGCACGACAACGUCUAUUGGGCCCAACAAACACUGCAUCAGCGCCCCUGUGGAGGGAGGCGGCAGGGCUGCAGCAGUAGUAGCAUCGACACUUGUAGACAAUGGGGCCGGCACAAAGGCGUCUUCGAGCGUUGAUGUGGAAAACAGGAAAAUAUCCCAGAGGCAGCAGCCGUCGGAGAAGACGAAGGCGCACGAUGAAGAAAAACGUGUCGCUCCUGGUGACGCUGAAAAAACGCUCUCGAGACGAAAAUCUGCUCCUGAUGCAAAGCAUGGAACUGAAGAGGACGAAGAAAGGAACAUCGGCACCAUGGGGAUUGGAGCGAGACGGAGGGCCACCGAGCGCCACCGAGACCAAGACCAGGAAGAGCAUGAUGACUCCGUCGCCAGUUAUAUUGCUGGCCCUAACAAACUCAUGCCGAAUCCACGGGCAAGGCAGAGUGCUGCAAAGACCAAGGAGUCAGCGCCACCUGUGAAGGAGACAGCGCCACCCGUGAAGGAGCCUUUACCAGAGAGUGAUGUGCAACCAAAGUGUCGGCUGGGGUGGGGCCCGGAGGCAGAGAAGUACUUUGCCGAUAACUACGUUACCUCACCGGACAGGUUGGCGCGGCAACUUCGCAAGGCCAAACAGGAUGAGAAGAAACUGCAGGAAGAGACCAAGAAAAAGAUGCAGAAGGCCAGAGAAGAGGAGGAGGAGAACUUUAGCACCGGAGCGGGCAGUGGCAAGCCAAAGGCAACAGGGCGUGGUCUCGGCCUCGAUCUUGACGGAGAAAAAAAUUCUGCUGACAGUUAUAUUGCUGGCCCUAACAAGCUUAUGCCGAAUCCACGGGCAAGGCAGAGUGCUGCAAAGACAAAGGAGACAGCGCCACCCGUGAAGGAGCCUUUACCAGAGAGUGAUGUGCAACCAAAGUGUCGGCUGGGGUGGGGCCCGGAGGCAGAGAANGUGAAGGAGACAGCGCCACCCGUGAAGGAGCCUUUACCAGAGAGUGAUGUGCAACCAAAGUGUCGGCUGGGGUGGGGCCCGGAGGCAGAGAAGUACUUUGCCGAUAACUACGUUACCUCACCGGACAGGUUGGCGCGGCAACUUCGCAAGGCCAAACAGGAUGAGAAGAAACUGCAGGAAGAGACCAAGAAAAAGAUGCAAAAGUCCAAAAAAGAAGAGGAGGAGGAUGAGGAGAAGGAACAGAUGGAUAAGAACGUAGCCAGUGAACGGACUAUCUCGAGUAUGGUGUACUCGUUCGAGGAUAAACAGCAUGUGCAGAAUGAGGAGCAGCACCGUGGUUCCACCUCGCAGCGCCCCAGCACCAUUGGGGUAUGUGGCACUGUGGCGAAUGAGGAAGGGGAGGAGCCUCGCACGGUUCCUGCACUGCAAGGAAUUGCUUCCACACCUCAAACAACGCAAAACAAUGCCUGGCGGCGUGGCAGCGGCUCCACCGCGACCCGCAAGAGACGUCUGAGCGGAAUCGGUGAAGGCAUGUGCGCUGCAUGCCCCAUUGUGGUGGAGCGCCAGCUUAGCUAUGAGGCUUCCGACGAUGUUGCUGGUGCCCACACACCAGAGCAGCAGUCAACGCGGCGGUUGUUACAAAAUGGUAGCAACCCUAGCACCGCGGAGGCAGCGGAAAAGGAGGAGCAGAAGCAGCAGCAGCCACCCCCAGGGUGGGGAAGAGAGGCACUUCGCUACUUUGACGUAGAGACGUACUUUGACGACCCCAGUAAGGCGAAGCUGAGCCCAGAGAUCUUAUCCCGCCCUGUGCGGGCACGGAGAGAUGUAGUGCUACCGUUCUACUUUGCAUCCCUCGACAAGUGA